AUGAUCCGACGUGGAGUCGAGCCAAGUUUUCACUACGACCAGGCGACUCUGUAUACUUCUUUUGAGGCUAUCUACGAGCAUACGAAGAACCAGACGAUCUACGACUACUACCGAGCCCAAGUCGACUCGGUGAUCUUUCCCAACGGCACCAUCGACGGUUUCAACUACUCGCGCUACAGUCUCGAUCCCUAUCGCUUUGGUAACAACGCACUUUACUGGUAUGAGAAGACAGGGGAAGACAAAUAUCGCAUUGCUGCAGAUGGAAUCAAGAGAACCCUUGACAAACAUCCGCGGACACCUACGGGCGGCCUUUGGCAUCGCGAGGUCGUGUAUCCAAAUCAGAUGUGGCUCGACGGCAUCUACAUGGCUGAUACCUUCUAUGCGAAGUACGUGUCGUUGUUCCAACCAGACAAUCAAACGGCCUGGGACGACAUCGUUCUUCAGUUCGACAACAUCGACGCGCGCACCCGGCGAGAUGACAACCUGCUCGUCCAUGGCUACGACGAGAGCAAGCAAGCUGUGUGGGCCGAUCCCGAAACCGGCGCUGCGCCGCUGGUGUGGGGCCGUGCCGAUGGAUGGUAUUUCAUGGCUUUACUCGAGGUCGUCGACUUGCUCCCUGAACAGCAUCCCGGCCGGGAAAGGCUUCUAGGAUAUUUCAAAGGAUUGGCACAGGGCCUCAAAGGCGCUCAAGAUGAAUCGGGUGGUUGGUGGAACGUCAUGGAAAAGCGCUACGAGGAUGUCGAGGGCAACUACAUCGAGAGCAGCGCCAGCGUUAUGUUCACCUUCGGUUGGCUCAAAGGACUUAACCUGGGAUAUCUUUCUGAAACGGAGUAUUCGGAUGUCACGGAGAAAGCCUGGAACGGCAUGGUGGAUAUGUUCGUCACCCGCAACGACAAUGGCACGAUUAACUGGGAAGGCACAGUCAUGGUAGGGAGUCUGGGAAGUAAUGCCACCUUUGAGAACACACAACACAAAUCCCCAACAAAGAUCUAUCAGCCUCCCUAUUCCAUCAUCAUGACUCAGCCCAACGCCAAGGAGAUCUCAGCCUACCGCGACGGCAUGUCAUAUCCGGUGAGGCAGAAGGACUUUUGGAACGCUUUAGCGAGGUGCGCGAAAGCCUGCGGGGAGUUCAAUAAUCUUCCGAAUAACGCAACCACCGAGGAAAAGUCAGCAGCCUGGCGCAAGAUCGUUGCCCCUACCUCAAGUGCCGACACGCCAGUCAGCUCUGCGAACGAUUUCCCCACGCCGUCCGUCAAGGGACCGAUCAGAAUUGACUACGGCCUGCGUGUUCAUAUUGCUGCGAACACCUUCAUCAACCAUAACUGCACCAUUCUUGAUACCCCUGUUGCCGACGUUCGCAUCGGUAAACAUUGUUCCCUCGGACCUCACGUUAGUAUCUACAGCGUCGGUCACAACCUCAACUCGGACACCCAUCCCAGAGUCAGCUUCGGCAAGCCCGUCACCAUCGAGGAUGGCUGCUGGAUUGGAGGGAACGUAACUAUUCUAGGUGGCGUCAAGAUCGGGGCUGGUUCGACGAUUGCUGCUGGCAGCGUUGUACGGAGUGACAUUCCUCCUAGAUCCAUUGCUGCUGGAGUACCUGCCCGUGUUAUUCGCCAAAUCCGUCCAGGCGAGGAACACGACGCUUUCCCAGUGGCUUCGCUCCAUGUCGCUCUACAGAUCCCCAGCAACCAUGGCGGUGUUGAACACAUGAAUGAGGCGACUAGAGUGCGCCUGGACAAAUUUCUUGGCGAGGAAGACUAA
Molecule: messenger RNA, 1761 nt
Organism: Colletotrichum gloeosporioides
Lineage: Eukaryota; Fungi; Ascomycota; Sordariomycetes; Glomerellales; Glomerellaceae
Exons: 4
Coding region: 1-1761 (586 amino acids)
Biological process (GO): carbohydrate metabolic process
Molecular function (GO): transferase activity
Source: RefSeq, a predicted model, not a curated record